AUGUUCCGCAUACUCGAAUCCCAGGCGCCGGCCAAACAGACCGCUACGGAUGCGAUCACCACACUCUCUGGUAGACUCCAGAGCGCAACAUUGCUAGAGGACCGAAGAGCUGCAAUUCUUGGACUGAGAAGCUUCGCAAAGACAUACCCCGCAAGCGUCGCAUCUGGUUCGUUGCGAGACUUGAUUUCUAGCAUUAGCAAAGAUGCCGAAGAUGUUGAUACGAUCAAAGUGGUCUUGGAGACCUUGUUAAUGUUGUUCUCUCCGGACGAAAAAAGCCCUGAAGCUUCAGAAGAGAUUGUUUUAUGGCUUGCGGACGAGUUCACGCAGCGCCAAGACAAUAUUACAGCUCUGCUUGACCUCCUUGAAACACGAGACUUCUAUUCCCGGCUUUACUCGUUGCAAUUGAUCUCGUCAAUAUCUUCCGCACGACCAGACCGUACACAAGAAUGCAUUUUCACCGCGCCUCUGGGUAUCUCCAGAUUAGUCAAUGUGCUUUCCGAUGCUAGGGAGCCUGUUCGAAAUGAGGCGCUGGUCCUUUUGAUUGCCCUCACUCCCUCGUCGGCCGAACUACAGAAACUUGUUGCAUUCGAAAAUGCCUUUGACCGAGCUUUCGAAUUGAUUGAAGCCGAGGGUUCGCUAUCUCAUGGAUCUGAAGUUGUCGAGGACUGCCUAUCUUUGUUGGCAAACCUACUUCGAUUAAAUGUUUCCAACCAGUCCUACUUCAGAGAGACUGGGUGUGUCAAGAAGCUUGCGGCACUUUUAAGCGAAAUAACAGUACCCAAGGAAGAGCAAGAAGAGCUACCACCAUGGUCUAUCGCUCGGCGAGACAAAAAUAUCUGGGGCUUACUGGCUAUCAUCCAAUUGUUUCUUGUUAGAGGGGGGAUCCAGAAAAUCAACCAAACUGCAUUUUGGCAAGCUGGAGUCAUGGAGCAGGUGCUUCUGAUAGCUUUUAGCAAAGACUUUGGGAUACAUAUCAUAGCCAUGGCCCUAGAGACAUGUGCUGGUUUGAUCCGCGGAAACUCGACACUUCAAGAAAAGUUUGCAGAUAUUGAAGUUUCUUGGAAAACCGAUCCUAACACAUCUGACACACCGAAUGGUACUCCCAAGGCAAAAACGUCUGUUCGAAUUAACGUUAUCGAAGCUUUACUCAAGCUAGCACUGGAGCCUGCUCCCGUUUUCGCCUUGAACGCACGCCUUGCAGCAGGCGAAUGCAUCAAGGCUUUCUUCGCUAAACAUACUGGAAUUCGGCUACAUGUUCUGCGGAGAGCUAUCGAUGGGCACGUAAGCGGAAACGACCAAAUUCCAAAUAUAUUGAGUGUGUUGCUCGAAGCCCCAGAGUCUCGAGCGAACAUUGACCCAUAUCGCAAUUGGAUCGGCUCUGUUCUAAUGUUCCACCUUGUCUUUGAAGACCCAGAGGCUAAAGCCCUCGCCAUGAAAGUCACAGAAGGAAACGCGGAAAAAGGCGAAGAAGUUGUUACUUGCAUCCAAACAAUCGCUGGAAACCUAACGACAGGUAUGCAGCGUGGCGACGAUGAGCGAAUAUCUAUUGGGUAUUUGAUGCUUUUGUCUGGUUGGUUGUUUGAGGAUCCUGAUGCUGUUAAUGAUUUCCUCGGUGAAGGCAGCAUUAUUCAAAGUCUUGUCCAAGAAAUCAAGCAGAGUGGUGUCGGCAACGUCCUAGUCUCUGGUCUUUGCUCUGUCCUGUUAGGCAUCAUCUACGAGUUUUCGACAAAAGAUUCGCCUAUCCCACGCGAGACUAUUCACAACGUACUAACUAGCAGGCUUGGUAGAGAACAGUACAUUGACAAGAUCACCAAGCUUCGGGAAGACCCAUUCAUUCGAGAUUUUGAGGUCCUGCCACGAACGAGUCGAGGUGAUCACGAUGGUGGAUUGCCUGAUAUUUUCUUUGACGGGACCUUCAUUGAGUUCAUCAAGGACAACUUCCAUCGCCUGAUACGAGCAAUCGAUCGUGAACCAGGACUGGAAAUCCCAAUCAUCACAAACGGGAUUCAAAAAGGGAUUUCAAGAGAGUUGGUCGAUUCCCUCCGGGCACAAGUGGAAGACCGAAGCCAGUUAAUCCAGAAAUUGGAAACGGAUUUGUUGAAUCUACAACAGAAGCUUGAGCAGGAGCAACUUGACCACCGGCGCACUAGGGAAUCAACCAAUCACGAGGUAUCUCGGAUAAAGCAAAUCAACGAGAGUUUGCAAAAGACUCACGAAAUGGAAGGAUCGAAGCUCGAAGGGCAGUACAAGCAAAUACACCAAAACCUACAGAAAGACCAUGAAGCAGAACUAUCAAAGCUGGGAGAACAGCACACGCAAAUGCAUCAAACCCUACAGAAGGAUCACGAAGCGGAACUGUCAAAGCUGGAAGAACAGCACAGGCAAAACCGAAACGAUUUGCUUAAACAACAUGGUGAGCAGUUGCGAGCCAUCGAUAGUCAGUUGAAAGAAACUACUGCAGAUUACGAGAAGAAAAGCGCAAAAUUGCGGCAGCGCCAUGAGGAUGAAGUGGCGGACCUUAAGAAGUCCAUCGCUGCUCUAGAAGCAGAUCUCCACAAAGCAACCGAGGAUCAUACCCGAGCCCAGAAAGCUGUCGAAGAAGAAUACUCGGGCAGAGCCUCUACCAUGGAAAGUCGGAUCAAGGAAGCCGAGAAGCGAGCCGAGGAGGCUGAAAAGAAAGCUCAACGAGGGGCAGAAGAGCUUCAAAGGGUCAAGGAGGAGACUCAAGGUGGAGGCAAAGAGCUCAAAGACGCCAAAGAUAAGAUUCAAACGGUAGAAAGGGAACUUCAAAAGGCCCAAGAAAAAAGCCGGGCAUUACAGAAAGAACUUGAAGAAGCUAGAGACACGACGCAAGCAGCCCAGAGCGAUCUCGAGGGAGCAGAGAAGGCCAAGAAAGAAGCCCAGGGUGAAUUGGAAGACCUGCUUAUUGUAUUUGGCGACCUCGAAACCAAAAGAAAGGCGGAAAAAACGCUCGGACCAGUCAUGUCUGUUGAUUUUCCCGCCGAAGAGGAGGCCAUCCUCAAGCGGUGGAGGGAAAUUGAUGCCUUUCGGCGACAGGUAGAACUUUCCAAGGGCAAGAAGCCGUACACUUUUUACGAUGGCCCUCCUUUCGCGACCGGGCUUCCCCAUUACGGUCACCUGCUCGCCAGUACCAUCAAGGAUAUCAUCCCCCGAUACUUUUCCAUGACGGGCCACUACUGUGAGCGAAGAUUUGGCUGGGACACCCAUGGCGUUCCGAUCGAACACGAGAUAGACAAGAAGCUAGGGAUGUCUGGUUCGCAAGCCGUUGAGAAAAUUGGUAUUGCUCAAUACAAUGCCGAAUGUCGCGCAAUUGUCAUGAGAUUUGCCGGUGAAUGGCGGCAGACCAUUGAAAGGCUAGGUCGUUGGAUCGAUUUCGACAAUCCGUAUCGCACAUUAGAUUUCACUUUCAUGGAAUCUGUCUGGUGGGUUUUCAAGCAAUUAGCGGACAAGGACCUAGUAUAUCGUGGAUAUCGGGUGAUGCCGUAUUCUACUGCGUUGAACACCCCUCUUAGCAACUUCGAGGCUAGUCAAAAUUAUCGUGAUGUGACAGACCCGGCUGUUGUGGUUUCGUUUCCUCUGGCCGACGACCCGAAUGUGAACCUCCUGGCAUGGACUACGACACCAUGGACACUUCCAUCCAAUACUGGCCUUUGUGUGAACCCAGACUUCGAAUACGUGAAGAUUCUCGACGAGGCGUCAGGAAAGCACUACAUUCUCAUGGAAACUCUUCUGCGCACACUCUACAAAGACCCAAAGAAGGCAAAAUACAAGGUGGUCGAACGUUUCCAAGGUUCAACCAUGAAAGGUUGGAGAUAUGAGCCACUCUUCGAUUAUUUCCAAGAGGAAUUUAAAGAUUCUGGGUUCCGCGUCUGGUUGGACGGAUACGUCACAUCUGACGCAGGUACAGGAAUUGUCCAUCAGGCCCCUGCAUUUGGUGAAGAUGAUUACAGAAUUGCUGUUGAAAAUGGGGUCGUUACCGAUGUCAGACUUCCUCCCAACCCAGUGGACCAAAAUGGAAACUUUACAUCCGAAGUUCGGGAUUUCUCUGGACAGCACGUCAAAGCCGCAGACAGACCUAUCAUCAAGCAUCUCAAAGGAACAGGCCGAUUGAUCGUCGAUGGGCAGAUUACUCACAGUUAUCCAUUCUGUUGGCGGUCUGACACUCCUUUAAUUUACAGGGCUGUUCCGGCAUGGUUUGUGAAGGUUGGACCGGUCAUCCCAACAAUGCUUGAGGGCAUUGAAAAGUCUCACUGGGUGCCGUCUUUCGUCAAGGAAAAGCGCUUCGCCAACUGGAUCCAGAAUGCCAGAGACUGGAAUAUCGCCAGAAAUCGAUACUGGGGAACCCCCAUUCCACUUUGGGCCAGCGAUGAUUUCAAAGAGCUCGUUGCCAUCGGCAGUGUCGCAGAGUUGAAGGAAUUAAGCGGCUACGAGGGAGAUCUUACCGACUUACAUCGGGAUUCUAUCGAUCACAUCACCAUUCCUAGCAAGCAAGGGAAGGGCCAGCUUCGUCGUAUCCCUGAAGUUUUCGAUUGCUGGUUUGAGAGUGGAUCUAUGCCAUACGGAGCCUCACACUAUCCAUUUGAACGGGAAUCGGAGUUCCAAGACUCCUUUCCGGCCCAGUUCAUUGCAGAGGGUCUUGACCAAACCCGUGGCUGGUUUUAUACCCUGUCCGUCCUAGGCUGCCAUUUAUUCGGAAAACUGCCUUACCAGAAUGUCAUUGUCAAUGGUAUUGUGUUGGCUGAAGACGGCAAGAAGAUGUCCAAGCGAUUGAAGAAUUACCCUGACCCGACUUUGGUAAUGGAUCGGUAUGGCUCAGAUGCUCUGCGACUCUAUUUGAUCAAUUCUCCCGUCGUUCGAGCCGAAACGUUGAGGUUUAAGGAGUCUGGCGUGAAGGACAUUAUCUCUAAAGUUCUCCUGCCUUUGUGGAAUAGCUACAAGUUCUUUGAGGGACAAGUAGCCUUGCUGAAGAAAAUCGAGAACAUUGACUACAUUUUUGACCCGAAGGCCGAGGUGAAUAAUACCAAUGUCAUGGAUCGGUGGAUCUUGGCUAGUUGCCAAAGUCUUCUCAAAUUUGUCAACCAAGAGAUGAACAGCUACCGCCUCUAUACUGUUGUUCCCAGGCUGCUCGAACUCAUUGACAACACCACAAACUGGUACAUUAGAUUCAACCGAAAGCGCCUCAAGGGUGAGUAUGGUGUUGAUGAUACCCAGCAUGCGCUCAACACUCUAUUUGAGGUUUUAUACACAAUUGUCCGUGGCCUUGCUCCAUUCACUCCGUUCUUGACGGACAAUAUCUACCUGCGACUUCUUCCCCAUAUACCCCAGGAUCUACGCGGAGAAGACGAUCGCAGUGUUCACUUCCAGCCCUACCCUCAAGUCCGCGAAGAACUCUUUGAUGAGGAGGUUGAAAGACGUGUGUCGAGGAUGCAGAAAGUCAUUGAACUCGCUAGAACUUCUCGUGAGCGGAAGAAUCUGGCGCUGAGAACGCCUCUGAAGACGUUGGUCGUCAUUCAUCAGGAUCAGCAAUACCUGGACGAUGUCAAAUCUCUUCAGACAUACAUCACUGAGGAACUGAACUUGCGAGACCUUGUUCUGUCUUCAGAUGAAAAGAAAUACAAUGUGCAAUACCGUGUCACAGCAGACUGGCCUACGCUUGGCAAGAAGCUCAAGAAGGAUGUUCAAAAGGUCAAAAAAGCUCUGCCGUCCUUGACAAGCGAUGAUGUCAAACGAUUUGUGGCGGAGAAAAAGAUCGUUGUUGAUGGCAUUGAGCUUGUUGAAGGGGAUUUGGUGGUUAGACGCGAUCUAGCCGAAGAUGAGGCGUCACAAAACAUGGAGCCCAACACCGACAAUGACGUUUUGACAAUUCUGGACGCUAAUGUCUACCCCGAGCUGGCAGAUGAGGGUCUGGGACGAGAAGUCGUUAGUCGCGUUCAAAGACUACGAAAGAAGGCCGGUCUACUUGCUACGGACGAUGUCAAAAUGGAGUACAAAGUCCUUUCAGACCCCGAUGAUAUUGGACUAAACAAUGUAUUCCAUACGCAAGCGGUAGCGAUGGAGAAAGUGCUGCGUCGACCAAUUGACAAGCAUGUGGUGACACAUAUCGAGGGCGAAAUUCCAAAGGAAGAGGAGGCUGGGCUCAUUUUGGAGGAAGAACAGGAGAUCCAAAAAGCGACCUUCUUGCUUAGACUAUUGAAGCUAUGA
This is a messenger RNA of Talaromyces rugulosus, 6222 nucleotides long. RefSeq lists its product as uncharacterized. Gene Ontology annotation, molecular function: tRNA binding; isoleucine-tRNA ligase activity; ATP binding. Lineage: Eukaryota; Fungi; Ascomycota; Eurotiomycetes; Eurotiales; Trichocomaceae. The coding region runs from base 1 to 6222 and encodes 2073 amino acids. Gene Ontology annotation, cellular component: cytoplasm; Golgi membrane. Gene Ontology annotation, biological process: vesicle fusion with Golgi apparatus; intracellular protein transport; vesicle-mediated transport. The record is from RefSeq and is a predicted model, not a curated record. The transcript has 11 exons.